This is a messenger RNA of Aspergillus pseudonomiae, 2784 nucleotides long. RefSeq names its product GIY-YIG nuclease family protein. Lineage: Eukaryota; Fungi; Ascomycota; Eurotiomycetes; Eurotiales; Aspergillaceae. The record is from RefSeq and is a predicted model, not a curated record. The transcript has a single exon. Bases 376 to 2181 code for a protein of 601 amino acids.
UCUUCGGGUUGUGACAUACCAAAGCUCAGCCACAGCGAGUCAAUGCAGUAUAUGCGCCGGGGCUCCGAACAGGCAAAGUGCGCAUGCAACAAUAUGCGACCAGUGUCUGAACUACUGCCCCGUGAUCUCGACAACCAUGCUCCAAGCCAUAUCCUGCCAGUAAACAUGCCAGGACCCUUGCUAUCACGCAAGGUCCGUGAACGGCACAGCCUGCUAGCAGAGCAGGGCCCUGCCUAGGCUACAAUAUAGGGUCUUCUGGGAAUUACGUGCGGCUGGUCGCUUCGUGGAUAUAAUAAGCACCGAUAUGCCGUUGUCGCGGUGAUACUACUAGUAAGUUACUAAUUUACGCCUCGCGCGAUACUGCUUAAUCGACAAAUGGCCUUCUCCACUCCGUUGCGCUCCGAUCCGCACUCCAAUAUGGUUGGACGGUUCCCUGACCUUUCCCCAGAUCUGAUCGGAAAGUCCUCGGACGAUGAAAGCGACUCCGUUGCUCAUCCUGUGGACGAGAGUCCCACGCGAGCUGUAGUGGCUCGACGGCAAGCGAGAGAGCGGCCGCGACAGAGCCAAUCACCACCCGCGUCUAUCCCACCCAGAAACCAGACAGUACAAGCCUACCUUCGUGAAGGGACUAAAGAGAAUUUGAACCGAAACCCACAGCGAUCGCUCUUGGAGCAUUGCUCCCGAGGAACGAAGGCACUCAAUGGUUCAAACUCCAUGUCAGGUUCUAGUCAGACCUCCCCGGAACGACCGGCAUGGAUUCCGUCAAACGCACCCUAUAUAGAAAUCUUGGAUGACGAGCCGGAUGAUGGGGUAUCUUUAGUGGCGACACAUGUGGAUGUUCCAACGACGACCGGUCAAGCCCAAACCAAUGGGCUAGUCCCCGAUUUGACGUCUGCAAAUAUUGCGCAAACUGACUCAGCUGAUUCAUCAGACCUUGAAAUGCAUGGAUCAGCGUCCCCAUUCUCUUUGGUAAGUCAGCAAGAGACGCCAAGGACGGACGUUUCCGAUCAUGGAUUGGAGCACCGGCAAAUUGGGCCGGAACGUAUCUCAGAUUCGUAUAGCACUGAGGAUAUUAUACUCGCUAUCCGCGAUGUAAUCUGCGGGUGGAGCGGGGCCCAAGAGAGAGAAUCCAAGAAAGGAUAUGCAUACAUUUUCCAUGAUCCAUCCGCCCAGAGCCCUUACUAUAAAAUUGGACACUCUGGAAAUGUGAAAGUGCGCACCCAACAACAUCAGAAACAAUGUCAGCUACGGAAGUGGAGCGCCAAACAAAGUCCUGCAUUGCGAGACUACAGACUCCUCGAGAAACUAGCACACGCCGAACUCCGAAAUUUGCGGUGCAAACCCAACUGUUUCUGCAGAGUGGAACACAGGGAGUACUUUUUGGGCACGGCGGCGCAUGGACAGGAUAUCCUGGAUUCUUGGUCGCGGUGGCUUAAAAAGGAUCCGUAUAACGACGAUGGGAACCUUGGCCCAUUCUGGGUUAACCGGCUGAAUGUAUUUGUUGACGAGUGUUCGGGCUUUUUUCACUGUACGGCCAUUGAAGAUACCAGACACCAUCUUGAUAGCAAUGCUUGCCAGGCGUGCCUUCGCAAAGGAUGGCAGAAGUUCACCAACCCUACCGCACAAGAUAUAUUCGAGUAUGAUUGUCAAACAAGAGUUCCCUUUGCCUGGGGUCGCUUGCUGUUACAGGCCUGUUAUAGCCGCUUUCCCUACUAUGAAACCAAGCUUGCCUGCAUUAUUGACUGCAUAGAACGAGUGUGUCGGAUGUGGGAUUCUGUGUCGAGCAUUCAAGUAAUUUUGGCUAUGUUGCUUGGAAAGGGCCUCUAUCUCACGGCAUGCUCGUUACGGGAGCGUACAUUCGAUAUUUCUAGAUUACCUGAAUUUUACUUGGCAUGCGCUGCAGCUUACCGGCUGUUUCUCCUACCCAUGGGUAGCAUGAAUUCUGUCGAUCGGACCUUGUCAAAGGAAGCCAAAAGAGCAGCAUCGCCUGCUAAGAAGUCUGCGCGCGUCAUCUCAAAGUCACCUAGAAUGCUCACGCCAUCCUCGAACCAAUCCCAGAGGACCUCCAAGACCACACGGAAGACGCAGCUCCCGGAGCAGCCACCCAAUAUAGAGCUCUUCAAUGCUCAAAGCAAUCCCGACAAAGACCACAGCGACGACACGAUCGAGAUCAUCGGAUGAAGGCGCCCGACUCGCCCCAACUUCGGACGGGAACACUACCCGCCCGAAGAAGAAAAACGCGACCCAAAGGGCGUAACCUCUAUCAAGGCUUCUCGUCCAUGAGGCACAUAUCGAGAUAGAACAGGCCUAUGCUGAGCUGCAACUUUCAUGCAUCACUUGUUUCCCGCAACAUAGUCAGCUUGCACUAGUUGUGACCGAGAUGGCAAGCUCCGUGAUAUGGGGAGUGCUGUCACGUUGGCAUAAGGCAGCUCUGAAUGGCACAAUGAGACCGUUAGGGAUUGGUAUUUGCGGCAACAUCGGGGCACGAAGAGUCGGCCGACAGCUUUCAAAUCACCCACAGAGUCUCUUUUCCGGGUUUGGGCUUAGCAAAACUAUGCAUAGGACCACCCAAUGCGGCGCAGAUUACACUCAAGGUUCGUCCUCCGUCUUUCCGACAAAGAUCAAACGGGGAUAGCCCACCGAGAUAAAUGAGCCCUGUGAUGAUGGACUGUGGCAUGCAUUUACUAGCAUGCCCACACAAUGACAACACGGUGCAUUUUUAAUGUAUGUACAUUAUCUGACAGAGAGACUGUGUCUAGACACUAUUGUAUUCCUGGCUCCUGU